This is a messenger RNA of Larimichthys crocea (large yellow croaker), 1666 nucleotides long. It is a transcript of the gene trpt1, whose product is annotated as tRNA phosphotransferase 1. The record is from RefSeq and is a predicted model, not a curated record. Bases 53 to 757 code for a protein of 234 amino acids. The transcript is spliced from 7 exons. NCBI's taxonomy places the organism in Eukaryota, Metazoa, Chordata, Actinopteri, Sciaenidae. Gene Ontology annotation, biological process: tRNA splicing, via endonucleolytic cleavage and ligation. Gene Ontology annotation, molecular function: tRNA 2'-phosphotransferase activity.
CUUUUGAAACGUUUCGCUGUAUUUAGAUACAGUUAAGAUACAAAUACAGUUGAUGGCACAAUGCAACGACAGAGGAGGAAGAGCAGGCAGAGGUGGGAGAGGAAGGAGAGGAAGGAGAGGAAACCGUGGUGAAGAGGACAGAGAUGUCUGCAUCUCUAAAUCCAUGUCUUAUGUUCUUCGCCAUGGAGCCAACCACAUGGGACUUCAAAUGGGUUCAGAUGGCUACCUGUUUGUGGAAGAUCUCCUGGCUCACCCGCAGUUCCGCUCAUAUUCCCUGGAAGACGUCGAAAGAGUCGUGGCCACAAAUGACAAACAGCGUUUUAAGCUUCGCCCCCAUCCAGAGGAUGGCCGCCUGCAGAUACGAGCCAGUCAGGGCCAUUCAGUGCAGGUAAUAGAUUUGGAGCUCAAACCGGUCCUGGCUGGUUCUCCAGACUGUCCUGCUGAGGCCGUUCACGGCUCCUACCUCCGCAACUGGAGCUCCAUCCAGCAGCACGGCCUGAGCCGCAUGAAGAGGACACACAUCCACCUGGCACCAGGCCUGCCAGGGGAGGAUGGCGUCAUCAGUGGCAUGAGGAAAGACUGUGAUCUAGCUGUGUUUAUUGAUGUCCCUAAAGCUCUCGCUGAUGGUAUUGAGUUCUUUUGGUCGGAGAAUGGUGUGUUACUGACUGCAGGCAACGCAGAGGGAAAACUUCUCCCUAAAUACUUCAGCCGAGCCUUAAGACUAAGGCCUAAAAGGAGCAUCCUGCCUCUGCAGUAGCAGUUCAGGAUACUGGUCUGUCAUUGGUCACCUGACUGUGCUAACAUCCCAUGGUUGGUUGAUGCUCGUCCUAGUUCCCUUGGUAACACUUGUUGUUGCAGAGGCGUCCUGGUGAGGUGAUUUUGCUCAGCAAUAGGAAAAUCAAUUCAGAAAUACGCCUAAAUUAAAUUUUUUGUGUCAUCACUGAAAGGAUCAGGAAGCAUACUUUAUUUUUAUAUGAUAAUUCAACCAUUAUAGCUGGCAUAUGUCUCUUUUUAUUUGAGUAUUUUUAGUUUUCUCUAUUGCAUCAUUAGUGCUAAAUAAACUAUAGCAUACAUUGACAAGUAAGAUCAUUUCACCGAGCAGCUGUAAAACAGAUUACCAAGAGACAGUUGACUGCUGGCAACAACCAGCCAGGCCUUUAAAUGGAGGAACUACUUGGAGGACUAUUUAUGGUUAGUCACAUGACUAAGUAUGGGAAAGUAGAGGAUGCAGACACUGUGGUUUUAGUUACCGGAUUGCUUCAACAGUUCCUUGUAAGAUAUGGAUACUCACACACACAUGCGCCCACACACACAGAAUGUGAGGGGCGAUAAAUGUUUCGAAGCUUCCUGUGUAAGAAACAACAGAAAUUAUCACCAUAUGUCACGACCAUAAGGAGUGAAGGCAACCCAGAGAGAAGAGUGUAUUGUUGUAUUUAUUUUAAUAAAUGUUUGUUUAUUCAUACGUCUAUUAGGGAAAACAUUUAAUAUUGUUUUGUAUUUUUCUACUCAUUGUUGUUGAUUCUUGGCUGUGAUAACGUGGCUGCUGUAAUGUGCCAGAAAUUUCAAACUAAGCCAAAGUAACAAUAAAACUGCAGCUCUGGACAAAACAAGGCUUUCUAUCCUGAGCGACAGGAAGUCUAGAUACUGUGAGGUGAAGAAAAAAAAA